GAAGCACUGGCGUCAUGUUCAUGGUAAAGAGCAUUUAUUUACAUGCAUAACGAACACCCUUACAUCGAAGAUAUACUAACUUUUUUGCAUUUUUGCCAGUUAAUGCUCUUCUCUUUUGCUUUGUUUACCCUACCAACACAAAACUCAAAAUCAAACUAUUUAACAGUGGGCGGUUCCGAUUACUUUGCUGCUACCGGGAAAUCACAGUAUCCCACGAUAGGCUCCAGUUCUUUCAACAAUCCUGAUAAGCUUUUAGAUGAUGGCUUGAACGGAUUCUAUUCAAAUUAUUACCAUCCUGCUGCCCAUGAUCAACAUGCUUCCACUGAUCUCGUUCUUUUAGAUUCUGUGCGACCUAAUGAACUUCAAAUGUGGAUCAACGAUAAAUUAAAUGCAUAUCCUCAACAAAAAGAAACCGCUGUUGUAAAGGCCAGUAAGAAGAAUAUUUUUGCUCGUUGGCUACCCAAGUUCUUCUUUAGAAGUGAGUCGGUUGUAGAUAAUGAGGCAAUAGACGACAGCACGACCACUACCACCAGUGGCCCCAAUAAUGAGGUUUACUUGUAUUCCAAUGAAUUAACAAAAUUGGCUUAUGUUCAUCACUCACAACAGCAACAACAACAUCAAUAUCAGCAAGAUCAACAAGCAGAUAGACCCAGCAUGUCGUCGCCUCCGAGAAUGUCUAUAUUUUCACCCUAUAAUCGAACUACAGCAGAUCAAUCGGACACUUUUCUGAAAAUUGAUGUUCAAAUAUUGAAUUCUGCCAUUGUGAAGGGCCAACUGCUUCCCAUGCACCCUUUCGGUAACGCAGCGUUGUCUUCUCGUCAGGCUUUGUUAGACACCGAUGCAUUUGGUGCUUCAACGACUACUAGAAAGAGAAAAAAUGAUGUGAACUCUUCAUUCAAUGAUACCCAUAGCAACAACCACAGUAAACGCGGACUAACCAACCCCAUGGUCUCCAAUUCAGCCUCGACCCUCGCGAGACGAGAUAUUAAACGCGCGAAAAAGUUAUCCAGGGUCAUAACUUGAAAAAUUAAACGAACACUAGACAGUAAAAUUAGCUUUCAAUUUUCUUAAACAGUACAUUUGUUAAACACAACAUUAUUUUAUCACUACGUUACCCAGCCUGAUUUCUGAUUUCUGAUUUCUAAUACACUUAUUCUUUAACAGUAAACGAAGAAUAAACCCAAAACGUCUUAUAUACCUCUUUUAUGAAUGCAAUCUCAUAAUCCUGUAUUGAAAAAUGGUUCGUUUUUUAUUGGUAUCUGAGAGUUCAUUUGGUAACAUGAUAGAGUCGUCCUCUAUCAAUAUGUAUAGAAUAAGAGCUGUCUUUAACAAAAAAAAAAAAAAAAAGGAGGAAGGACUAAAGGAACGAUUCA
Mycotypha africana is the source of this 1373-nucleotide messenger RNA. RefSeq lists its product as uncharacterized. The transcript has 2 exons. The record is from RefSeq and is a predicted model, not a curated record. Lineage: Eukaryota; Fungi; Mucoromycota; Mucoromycetes; Mucorales; Mycotyphaceae. The annotation marks the transcript as partial.